AGUUUAAUGUCUCUCUCUCUCUGCCUCUGCUAGUUUCUCUUUCCACCCAUCUGCUCUUUUUGUUAUUGCACAGGACAAUCAUGGCUGAUAUCUAACUACUCAGAGAGCAAAACAAAGAGAGUAAUAGUAAUAUGUCAAUGAAGUCGAAAACGAACAAGUACUUGUUCAAUCAAUGGGAGUUUGUAGUCAUCUUCUUUACUUGCAUUGGUAUUACAGCUACUGUUUCUGCAGUUGAUGAUGAAACGUCGUCGAUAUUAUUAUCGAUAAAAGCAAGUUUAGUAGACCCGUCAAAUCGGCUGAAAGAUUGGAAACAACUUGUACAUUAUUGUGACUGGAGUGGCAUUUCAUGCAACUCUAACGGAGUGAUUCAGAAACUUGAUCUUUCUUAUAUGAAUUUAAGUGGCAAUGUUUCAGAUGAUAUUCAAAAGUUACAAAGUUUAACUGAUUUUAAUAUAUCCGGAAAUGGGUUUUCAUCGGCAUUGCCGAAAACCAUAUCGACACUUACUUUACUAGAGAAUUUUGAUGUUAGUCAGAAUAACUUUGUUGGUGAAUUUCCUGUUGGUCUUGGUAAUGCAGUAGGCUUGAAAGUUGUUAAUGCAUCUAAUAACAACUUCUCAGGUCUGCUACCGAAAGAUCUUGCAACUUCGACGUCUCUUCAAAUCUUGGAUUUUCGAGGGAGUUUCUUCACUGGUUCGAUCCCGGCAGUGUAUAAAAGUUUGCGGAAUUUGACAUUUUUGGGUCUUUCAGGUAAUAAUCUUACCGGUCCAAUACCGAAAGAAAUUGGACAACUAGUAUCUCUACAGAGAAUUAUCAUUGGAUAUAAUGAGUUUGAAGGUGAAAUCCCAGCUGAAUUUGGUGAGCUCAUUAGUCUUGAGUACUUGGAUCUGGCUGUUGGGAACAUUGGUGGGCACAUUCCAGCUGAACUGGGGAACUUAAAGAAGCUUACGACGAUUUUCCUGUACCGGAACGAAUUAAAAGGCGAUAUUCCGAUCGAAAUUGGUAGCAUUACUUCAUUAGAACUGUUAGAUCUUUCUGAAAAUUACCUGUCAGGAAAAAUUCCAGCUGAAUUGUCUUUGUUGAAGAAUUUACAGCUCUUGAAUCUGAUGUCUAAUCGGUUAACCGGUCAGGUUCCGAAUGGACUUGGUGACUUGACUGAGUUACAGGUACUCGAGCUGUGGAAUAACUCUUUGACAGGUCCUUUACCGAUGAAUCUUGGUCAGAAGUCUCCGUUGCAGUGGUUAGAUGUUUCGACAAAUUCAUUAUCUGGUGAAUUACCAAGCGGUGUAUGUGAUCGAGGUAAUCUUACUAAACUCAUUCUCUUCAAUAAUGGUUUUACGGGUUCAAUUCCAAUCGGUUUAUCAAAGUGUUCUUCAUUAGUUCGAGUUCGGAUUCACAACAAUUUUUUGUCUGGAACAAUUCCAAUUGGGUUUGGUAAGCUUCCAAAGCUUCAAAGGUUGGAAUUGGCUAACAAUAGUCUUACUGGUAAAAUACCAGAUGAGAUUGGCUUAUCAACUUCUGUUUCAUUCAUCGAUGUAUCUCGAAACCAUCUUCAGUCAUUACUUCCUUCUAGCAUUCUUUCAAUACCAAAUCUUCAGACUUUCAUGGCUGCAUAUAACAACUUGGAAGGCGAAAUACCAGACAUGUUUCAGGAUUGCCCUUCACUUUCCAUUCUUGAUCUGUCCAGUAAUUUUUUCCAUGGAAACAUCCCAUCAAGUAUUGCUUCCUGUGGGAAGUUGAUUAAUCUGAAUCUUCGCAACAAUCAGCUCACCCAAGAAAUUCCUAGAUCGUUGGCAGUCAUGUCCUCGUUAGCAAUGCUUGAUCUAUCCAACAAUUCACUUGUCGGUGUAUUACCACAGAAUUUAGGAAGCUCACCAGCCUUGGAAAUGCUUAAUAUUUCGUAUAACAAGCUAGAGGGUCCACUGCCUACGAAUGGUAUACUAAAAAAUAUUAACGUAAAUGAUGUUACUGGCAAUGCUGGUCUCUGCGGGAGUGUUCUUCCACCAUGUUCUCAUAGUUACAACAUGAAUUCAUUGAGCAAGCAAAGGAAGAAUCGGUUGAAACACAUAAUGAUCGGAUGGUUUGUCGGUAUUUCUUCAGUUAUAGCUCUAGGAAUAGCAGUUUUUGUAGGUCGGUGGGCGUAUAUUAGAUGGAAAUCGAAUGUCAGUUGUUUUGAAGAUCAAUUCAGUGAGAAAAAUGGAGACUGGCCAUGGAGGUUCUUAGCAUUUCAGAGACUUAACUUCACUAGUGCUGAUUUACUCGCGUGUAUUAAGGAAACAAAUGUUAUUGGUAUGGGUGGAACCGGGAAAGUUUACAAGGCUGAAAUGCCAAGGUUUCAGACAACAGUGGCCGUUAAAAAGCUCUGGAAAUCACCACACUCUGAUAUUGAAACUGGAAGUAGUCCUGAGAAUGACGAUCUAAUGGGAGAAGUGAGUCUUCUAGGAAGGCUUCGACAUAGAAAUAUUGUCCGUUUGCUAGGGUACCUUCAUAACGAUUCAGAGGUAAUGAUCGUUUACGAGUACAUGCAAAAUGGAAGUCUGGGCGAAGCUUUACACGGAAAACAAGCUGGAAAACUGUUGGUUGAUUGGGUUUCAAGGUACAACAUAGCCGUCGGAGUUGCUCAUGGAUUGACAUAUCUUCACCACGACUGCCAUCCUCCAGUAAUUCACAGAGAUAUCAAGUCAAACAAUAUCUUGCUUGAUGAGAAUCUCGAUGCUAGGAUUGCUGAUUUUGGAAUUGCAAAAAUGAUGAUCAAGAAGAAUGAAACGGUAUCCAUGGUUGCAGGUUCUUACGGAUAUAUUGCACCAGAAUAUGGAUACACCUUGAAGGUCGACGAGAAGAGCGAUAUCUACAGUUUCGGGGUAGUGUUAAUGGAGCUUCUAACAGGAAGAUGGCCAGUAGAUCCUGAAUUCGGAGACUCGGUGAACAUUGUAGAAUGGGUUCGAGAAAAGAUCCGCAAUAACAGAACUUUAGAUGAAGCUUUGGAUCCAAAUGUAGGUGGAAGUUGUAAACAUGUUGAAGAAGAAAUGCUUCUUGUUCUUCGGAUUGCACUUUUAUGUACAGCCAAACUACCCAAAGAAAGGCCCUCCAUGAGAGAUGUCAUAACAAUGUUAGAAGAAGCAAAGCCUCGAAGAAAAAGCAGUAGUAAUGACAGCAAUAAUUCCAACAAAGAGAGACCCAUUUUUAGUAAUUCACCUGUAAUUGGUCUUCUGUAAGAACGAAAUGAAGAAAGAGAAAUUCGUUCUUCGAGACUGUUAUUUUGUUCAGUAAUUCUUUCUGUAAAUUUUGUUUGUUAAGUUUUUAAUCAAGGAAUUAGUUCGGGUGUGCCUUUAAUAGAUAGAUAGAUAUGAAGAAACUAUGAUGAUAAACAAUGUUCAAUAACUUCUCUGCUAAACUGUGAGUACGAUCUUUGUUCCAAA
Papaver somniferum (opium poppy) is the source of this 3416-nucleotide messenger RNA. RefSeq names its product MDIS1-interacting receptor like kinase 1-like. Gene Ontology annotation, molecular function: receptor serine/threonine kinase binding; protein kinase activity; ATP binding. The transcript is spliced from 2 exons. Bases 132 to 3212 code for a protein of 1026 amino acids. The record is from RefSeq and is a predicted model, not a curated record. Lineage: Eukaryota; Viridiplantae; Streptophyta; Magnoliopsida; Ranunculales; Papaveraceae. Gene Ontology annotation, biological process: protein phosphorylation.